Molecule: messenger RNA, 4262 nt
Organism: Danio aesculapii
Lineage: Eukaryota; Metazoa; Chordata; Actinopteri; Cypriniformes; Danionidae
Exons: 6
Coding region: 209-1534 (441 amino acids)
Biological process (GO): negative regulation of T cell proliferation; T cell costimulation; positive regulation of T cell proliferation
Cellular component (GO): external side of plasma membrane
Source: RefSeq, a predicted model, not a curated record
AGGACGCUCUGAACUUUACGGGUUAUCUGGAAGAUUUUAGAUUUAAUAGACCUAAAAAUCAUCAGUUGAUGCUUAUUACAGUUGUCGUAGCGAUAAGACAGUACUUUAUCUUACAUUCAGUCAAAGUUAAAUUUCUGAGAUUUUGUAUGUUACCGGGACCUUAUCGGAGGAUAUCAACUGCUGAAAACAACAGGCAGCCACACCAACUAUGACACCAUUUGGAAUCACAUGGAGAACAUCAGGGUUCUGGUUCUGGUUUUUAGCAACCUUUCCAAGUGGACUGUCACAACAUGUUGCAGUAAAAGUGAAGGAUACUGCAGUUCUCUCUUGUAGUGGGACGUGUAAUAGAAUUCUCACAUGGACAUUUAAGACUGAAAAUGAAGAUCUGGAUGUUUUAAAAUGUGUGCAAGAGACAUGCACAGAAGGACACAGCUUUAAGGACAGAGUGAACCUCGUCCAUGCAAAGAACCAGCCUGGAAAGCUGUCUCUAAUGCUUAAUUCUGUUCUAUACAAUGAUGAAGGCUGGUAUGUGGUGAAGUGUGAUUCAGUAUUCCUCUGCCGAUUUCGCUUGGAAGCCUUUGUACCCACUACCAUAAACACCACAGUCAGAGGCAAUGCCAAGCUACCCUGCUAUGCACGUACAGAGAAACAGAUUUCUGAUGAAACAGUGAAUAUCCUGUGGAAAAAAGAUGACCAAGUGGUGUUUCAAGUUCUAAACGGAAACAAAAUAUAUGGACCAAGAUUUCCAGAUAGGGCUUCAGUUUCACUAAAUGAUUAUAAGGAUGGCGAUCUUUCCCUUACAAUACACAAUGCAACCAAAUCAGAUGCGGGACUGUACCAAUGCUAUCACAAACCUUCAGAAGAACAUGGGCAUCCUGGUGCUGUUACUCUUCAUGUUACAGCUCAUGAAAUAUUCUGGACAAAAAAGUUUGGUGAAAAUCUCCCUCUUCACCUGUUCGGCUCAGACGUGACGAUUUCUUUCAUUGGAUCUGAUGAGUCUGAAAAGCAGGUUUGCACUGUGAUGGGAAACAGCCCUACAUGUUCAUCUGACUACAUUAACAGAGUGUCUGUCAUAAAUGACACUCUGGUGCUGAGUGGAUUAACAUCCGCUGAUGAAGGAAUAUUUACGGUGAAAGACAAGAUGGAUGAAGUCAUUGCUGUCAAUACUGUCACGGUGGAGGAUGCAGACAAACGUUUCCGCGUAUCCCUGUUUGUAUAUGCUGUUUUCAUUCUCAGUUGCAUUGGUCUGGGGUUUCUGUAUAAAUUCUAUAGAACAUCUCCAGUGACAGAUGAUGAUAAUGUAGGAGACUCUACUGUGAAUAUGGAUGAUCUGAGACAGCCUGCAUACACCAGAGUGCCAGAGCAAGAGACCAGCCCACAAAUUUUAGAAUGUGAAGUUCGUCCUCACACACCUGUAGAGGAGACCAUGACUGAGCCUGAAAGGUGUACUAAGAAGCUGAACAACACUGAAGAAGAGGAAUCUAUUGGCCAAAUAGACACUGAAAUUAGCAAUCCCCUAAAUGAUCAGUCAUAGAGUGUCCUUACUAACUCUCCUGUGAAACAAUUUGUUACCUAAUGCAAGUAGUGUUCACUAAUUUUGGCCAAAAUAUUAUUACUUUGGCAAUAUGUUUACAGAUUCUUGACCUAUUAGGGUCUCUUGAGGGAUCAUGUUUGGUUUAGGUUGAGAAUACGUCUUUGCAUCAGGUGCUCUUGUAUUAUGGCCAUAUACAUAUUUGUAGUUUGUUCUAACAUUAGCUUUUCAUAGAGAAGGGAAUGUGUGGGUCGUGAUUAAAUGUUUUUGUUUCCAAUAUACAUUUCAAGAGUUCCCACUUAGAUAUGCUUUGCGUUAAUAGCAGGUUUGGCAUGCAGUCCUGGGGGAGAACCCCGAGCUCGGUGAUACUUGAGCCGAUAGUUCCCGUCCAGUCAAUUAGUUCAUAAGGGGAUCCGAGAUCAGUUAGGUCUCGAGAGCUCCCCCUUAGAAAAGGGAGGAAAAGGAGGAGAUGGGGUGGAGGGGGGAUUCUUCCAAAAACGAAGAGAGUAGUAGGGAAAAACAAUCCAUUUAUUGUAAGCUAGGAUCCUUCUGAUUGGAUGAUUACAGAUGAGCAGCCAGUCAUGCUCAAUCAUAUCACGUGCUCCUCUCGAAAAUAGUUGAUAAAACUUUACUUCUAGGAUUCAUUUCAAAUGAUUAUAGUGUUUGGUCAAAUGAAGUCAUUUUCUAGUUUCUAUAGAGCUUUUGCAAUGGACAUUAUGUCAAUGCAGAUCAAUGCAGCUUUACAUGGAUGGAAAAAAAGAGGGAUUUGCUCUUCAGUGUUUGGACUUUCAGCACUGAAAAUUAAACCACACUGAACUGAACUAAAUUGAACUUCAAUUCUGAAAACUGGGCUGACAAAGUUUCAAUUUACUAGGACUUCUAUGUUAAGCUGCUUUGACACAAUCUACAUUAUAAAAGCGCUAUAGAACUAGAGAUGGAUUGAAUUAAAUAUUGUGGAACAUUUCAACAUAUCAGACAGGAAGCAGAGUGGUGGAAAAUGCUGGUGUAGUUCUAGCUAGAUUAAAACAUCUGGCAACAUAAAUGAUUGACCCAUACUAGUUUCCCUGUAAUAUCCCUGUAAUUAAGAUAUUCAUUUAGACGCAUCAUAAAGAAGUGCUUGUUCAGUUUAAUUCUGAUACAUUCUGUUGUCACUAUUUUAGUUUUUCGGGAGAUGGAGAAUUUUUGCAGUUUGGGGCUUGUUGUUUGGGCUUGAGGUGUAGAUAGUGAUGUAUUUGUCAUAUUUCAAUUUCAAAUUGUUUGGUUGAUUUAUUUCAGUUUUAUGGGCGGCACGGUGGCUCGCUGGGUAGCACUGUCCCCUCACAGCAAAGAAGGUUGAUGAUUUGAGUCCUGGUUGGGUCAGUUGGCGUUUCUGUGUGGAGUUUGUAUGUUCUCCUUGUGUUCGUGUAGGUUCAGGUGCUCCAGUUUCCCCCACAGUCCAAAGACUUAAGUGAGUCAUGAUUAAUACCUCUUUUUGCUGAUUUUUGUUAUGUAAUUAGUUCAUAGUGUUUAGUUGUUUACAUUUCAUAGGAUUUCUGCACUUUUUCUUGUUAAGCUUUGAAGCACUGCUUUCCCCCUAUUAUUAAUAAGCUUUUCAUAAUUGCAGUGUUGCCAGGCCUACUUAUGUGCAUCAUAGAGAUUGUUUGAGCCAAAACCUCAAAGACCAGGUUGCAAUAUUUAUUUCAUUAGUUUUGUAGUGUUAUAUUUAUACUGUUUUUGUUAGAUCUGACAACCCAUUAUUUUAGACUUGUCCUUCAUGCCAUAUGAUUCUUUGCACCUUACAUACAUUCAUUUGUAAUAGAUAUUUACAUUUAUCAUUGGCAACUUUUUUUUUUUUAUUGUAUUUUGCUAUUAUUUUCUUGCAAUGUGCCAACUAACAAAUGACAUCCGCUGCAUAAAACAUGUGCUGGAUAGGUUGGCGGUUCAUUCCGCUGUGGCGAACCCGGAUUAAUAAAGGGACUAAGCCGACAAGAAAAUAAAUGUUAUUUCACUUUUGUAAACUGACCUCUUUAUCCACGGAAUGAAAUUAAGCUUUAAACUGUGAACUGACAAUCAAAUUUUGCUGCUAUGAAUAAAUGGCCACUAUUAGGGGAGUUACUGCCCGCAAUUUGUCACUAUUUUCUCCCCCAACAAUGAUGCCCCUGGAUAACAUUAGUUUUAAGGGUACUUAUGGAACAAUAUGCUAAUCUGAGCCAGUAAACAAUACAAUAUGUGAAACACAAAUGGAAUGCACUUAUUUACCUCCAGAGCUCAGGGAUGCACAAUUUAGUAUAAUUAUAUACCAUUUAUCGUUAUAUAUCCUUAGUUAGACCACUGAUAAAAUGCAUUGUAAGGCGGCCAAAUGUGUAACAGUAUUCAAUUCACAAAUCCUUACAGAAACCAAGCAAAUAGACAGAAUCACAAUAGUUUCGAUGUUUUACAGCAACUUCAAAUUGGCCCUAUUCAUGAUGUUUACAUGACAUUUGUUUAGAGUCAGACAUGUUGGGACUGCACAAUUGUUAUUCUCACCAACAUGAAGCCAUCUCUCAAAUGAUGUCAUAUUCUCCCAAGCUGGAACCCAUGUGCUUUACUGCUGAUUCUGUUUAAGCAUUACUAUGCACUUUUUCUUGUUACUCUAAACCUUUUUUAUUUGUUUGUACUGUUUAUAAGCUCUUUGUACUUUCUUUUUAGCUUACUUGUAACCUUUAAGAGGGAGGUCGUUUUAUUGUUACUUAAUAAAAUGUUUUAAAAUUAA